AGAGCGUUGCUCAUGUUUCCAACAGCAGCAGCGGCAGCACAGAAAGUGAGUGGGGCGAAGAGAAGUGGACUUAUCGAUUUAUUUGGGAGCGGCCCUUCGCUCACCAGUCGUUUAGCGCCCUCGUCCCACAGCCCGUCGCCGAUUGGUGCGCGCUCCAGUCCGUCAUUUUUCUGAUAGGUUCAUGGAAAAUUUUGCUUCAUAUGCAAGCCUAUUGUCACUCCGCCCACCGCUGGGAUUCUCCACUGUCAAGUCUGUAGGCUGGGUAGUACGACCGAAUAGAGCACAUUAGGGGCUUCAGGCUCGUCAUGUAUUUGUAAAACUCAAACGAAACUGUUGUGGAUUAACAUUUCAAGACGUUUCAAAAGGUGGACGGCUUACACUGAGUUAAGAAAACGGAUACUUUCCCCUUUGACGCUCCGUGCUGGAUGUUGACCGAGUUGAGCAGGGUUUUAUUGACGUUCACUGUUUUGGUGGCGUUCGCUCUAAGUUGGGACAUGCCUGUUUUUCCUCCAAGCUAAGAACUCGAUUUAGCGAUGCAUAAGUCCAUGUGUUCGUAAAGAUGAGUUUACAGGAAAUGGCAACUGCUCUGAGCGGCCGAAACCCGGGAGGACGCGGACCGAACCGAAGCAAGGGUCGGAUUUUAGGCAUCAUUGAUGCCAUUCAGGAUGCUGUGGGACCUCCAAAACAAGCUGCUGCCGACCGGCGGACCGUGGAAAAAACAUGGAAACUCAUGGAUAAAGUCGUCCGGCUGUGCCAAAACCCCAGACUCCAGUUGAAAAACAGUCCCCCGUACAUUCUGGAUAUCCUACCCGACGCGUACCAGCACCUGCGGCUCAUUUUAUGCAAAUAUGAGGAGCACCAGAAACUGUCCCAGCUCAGCGAGAAUGAGUACUUUAAAAUCUACAUCGAUAGCCUCAUAAAGAAGUCCAAGCGGGCCAUCAGACUCUUCAAAGAGGGGAAGGAGAGGAUGUACGAGGAGCAGUCACAGGACAGGAGAAACCUGACCAAACUGUCCCUGAUCUUCAGCCACAUGCUGGCGGAGAUCAAAGCCAUCUUCCCCGGGGGACACUUCCAGGGAGACACCUUCCGCAUCACCAAGGCCGACGCCGCAGAGUUCUGGAGGAGAUUCUUCGGAGACAAGACGAUAGUGCCAUGGAAGGUCUUCCGACAGUGCCUUCACGAAGUGCAUCUCAUCAGCUCCGGGCUGGAGGCCAUGGCCCUCAAGUCCACCAUCGACCUCACGUGCAACGACUAUAUCUCCGUGUUCGAGUUCGACAUCUUCACACGCCUCUUCCAGCCUUGGGGGUCCAUCUUGAGGAACUGGAAUUUCCUGGCGGUGACUCACCCGGGCUACAUGGCGUUCCUCACUUACGACGAAGUCAAGGCCCGGCUGCACAAGUACAUCAACAAGCCCGGAAGCUACAUCUUCAGACUGAGCUGUACGCGGCUGGGCCAGUGGGCCAUCGGCUACGUGACCAACGAUGGGAACAUCCUGCAGACCAUCCCGAACAACAAGCCACUGUUCCAGGCCCUUAUUGACGGCUACAGGGAGGGCUUUUAUUUGUUCCCAGACGGCCGCAGCUACAACCCAGACCUCAGUGACCUGUGUGAGCCCACGCCACACGACCACAUCAAAGUCACUCAGGAGCAGUACGAGCUGUACUGCGAGAUGGGCUCCACCUUCCAGCUGUGUAAGAUCUGUGCGGAGAACGACAAGGACGUGAAGAUUGAGCCCUGCGGUCACCUGAUGUGCACCUCCUGCCUUACCGCCUGGCAGGAGUCAGACGGCCAGGGCUGUCCGUUCUGCCGCUGUGAGAUCAAGGGGACUGAGCCCAUCAUCGUGGACCCCUUUGACCCGCGCAACGAGGGCGCCCGCUGCUUCUUCCUGGACCAGUUCAGCUGUCCCGCCCUGGAGCUGGACGACGAGGACGACCGUCUGGACGACUGCCUAGUCAUGAACGGACUGGCCAACAUCAGGAAGCACUGUGCGGAGCGGCAGAACUCCCCCAUGGUGUCCCCCACCUCCUCCCCCCUGAGCCAGCGCAGGAAGGCCCACGCGGCCGCCUCUGGGGGGGGCUGCUCCGACGUGGGCCUCUACGGGGUCCAGCACCUGGGCCUGCCCCCCGUACCCCCCCGCCUGGACCUGAUCCAGAAGGGGGCCGGCCGCUCGCCCUCCGCCAGCCCCACCGCCUCGCCAAAGUCGUCUCCAGGCAUGUCCAGGAAGCAGGACAAGCCCCUCCCCGCGCCUCCGCCCCCCCAGCGGGACCCGCCCCCGCCACCUCCCCCCGAGCGACCCCAUCCCCACCCUUCCGAGUCCCGCCUCUCCUGGCUGGCCCCCUCCACCUCCUCUUCCUCCUCCUCCUCCUCCUUCGUCACCGCCGCCGUGGUCACGGCCCCAAAGCCCCCCUCCCACCUUGGCCUCAACGGCCGACCGCUGAGCUUCCCCUCGGGCUGCGGGAGCCGAGCACAUCACAGGGCGGACCACACGGGCCCCCCCGACGUCUCCAAGCAUUUCCCCAAUGGUUUCCAGAUCAGCGAUGACUACGACAUUCUCCCCCCCAGACACUCGCCACCCACAAGCCAUAAACCCCAGAAUCACUUCAGCAGAGGCGGGCUGGAGAGGGAGAGAGAGCGGGGCCCCCCGGAGAGGCCAGAGACGCUGUACCAGGUGCCCUCAUCCAGCCUGUGUAUCAGCCAAGCCCCUAUCUGCAUCUCCAUAUCGGCCCCCAGCAGGCAUGGGGAGAACGGGUCCCCGGAGCCUCCUUCCUCCUCCUCUUCCUCCUCCUCCUCUUCUUCUGAGGAGAGGAAGGUCAAGCCUCCAGAGCAUGGUGGGCCCUUCGAGCUGGUCAGACCCCCGCCGCCGGCAGCAGCAGCAGCGGUGCAUGCCGCCCCCUGCCCCCAACGCAACCUCAGAACCCCCUCAGACUAUGACGUCCUGCUGGCCCCUCAAGCGGUCGAGGGUCACCUCAACGGCCGGCCCUCCCCCCAGUCCACCCCUCCCCCGCAGCCCCCGCCGCCCCCCCUCCGCCACAGCUGCACCGACCUGCCCUCCUCCGCCUCCUUCCCGGCUGUCACCCGGCCGCACCGCCCGGCGUCGGGCCACGAGCACCUGCUGUUGACCCCAGAGGCGGUGCUGGACAUGUUGAGCGGGGCGGCGCCCCUCCCCCCCCUUCGCAGGCAGGCGGUGGACCACGUCAAGUACCUCCCCAGGGAGGGCCCGGACCAGCCACACCUGACCGCCGCACCAGGGGCUCCGGACUUCCAGCAGGCGCCCGCCCGGCCCCCCAAGCCCUUCCCCCGCAAGGCCCCCCCGGCGCCGGAGGUCCCGCACGGGAAGUCUCACGCGGGGCACCACCCCCCGCCGCCGCCGCCCCCGCCCUCCUGCUCCUCCUCCUCCUCUUCGUCAGCGGCGGGGUGCGAGAGCGCCGACGCCAAGAUCGCCCAGCUGAUGGGGGAGGGGUACUCGUUCGAGGACGUGAAGCGGGCGCUGAUGAUCGCCCAGAACAAGGUGGAGGUGGCCCGGAACAUUCUGCGAGAGUUCGCCCUGGUUGCGCCCGGCUCCAAGUCUAGAUGAACGGGCGGGGACCAACGUCUGGACACACACACACACACACACACACACACACACACACACACACACACACACACACACACACACACACACAGAGGGAGAGGGGGAACGCGUUAAAGCUGUGCCCCUUGGUUGAAUACAAAACAAAAAGGGCUUCUGGAGCCGUGCUCGUUGGACGCAGGGAGGGUACGGCCGGCGGCCAGCGGUCAGCGGGCCGGGGGUCGGGACGGCGCUGACGAUGACGGACUGCGGCACGGAGGCGGGAAACCAGCGAGUGAGGCGCGACCACAGGAGGACCUUCUGCGCUGACAGACGGUGGACGGGGACGUGUUUUCUGUUGUUGCUUUGUGGGUUUUUCUUCAAUAUCUGUGAGAACGGACAGCGAGAUUGAUCACCAGGAAACGGCUGGCCACGCGCACUGCCUUCGCUCUCACAAGGACAACUCUUUUGUUCAACAUUUCACACACGCUGCCAAUUACUGUUUUUUUGUAAAUGUAAACACACACGCGCACGCGCGCACACACACACACACACACACAUCUAUACAUAUAUAUUUCUGUGUGUAUAUAUGUAUGUGUGUAUCUAUAAGUAAGUAUAUGUGUAUAUAUGUAUAUAUAUAUACAUGUAUAUAUAUGUGUAUAUAUGUAUAUUUAUUAUUAAUAUAUAUGUGUAUAUAUAUAUAUAUGACUCCUUCUCGUUCCCCUGCUGCUGCCGUUCCAUUGAUUCCUCGUGUAAUAGCCGGUUAAGUCAUCAUUUCUGCACUGAAAAGAAAUAUGCUAAAUGUGUUCAUGGCCUUCCGUUAAUUAUUAAAUUCACGUCCAGCAGGGGGAGACAAACUCUUUUGCUUUAGUUUCCUUCGUCCCAUCAAGGGCUAAGAGAAGGAGAACGGGGGACAGGGAUAAUGACAGAAAGAAUGAUAGAGAGAAAGAGAAAAAUAGAUGGAGGUGGAGAGCGAAUGAGAGCGUAAGAGACUUUGGUUUUGAAUGUAUGUGUCAAAAGCUACGUGCCAGUGUGUGUGUGUGUGUGUCUCCGUGUGUGUGUGUGAGUGUGUGUCUCAGUGUGUGUGUGUGUGUGUGUGUGUGUGCGCGCGCAUUCUAUAAGCAUUUGAGUGAUGGGAGUGGAGCAUAGCCAUGGGACUGUUCAUCCCUUAACUGCCAAAGGACGGUUCAUUUGGAAAUGUCAGGUUGGGUUCCCUGGAAGCGCUGCGCCGCCGCAGGCUGCUAGGGCGUCGCUGUGCUAUGCCAUGCUAUGUUGUUGUUGUCGUUGAUGUUGUUGCUGUUGUUGUUGUGGUUGGGUCUGCUCCGGUGUACGGCAGAGGUGGCCACAGUGCAUUAGGUACCGCUGGUUCUGCACCAGAAGCCGCUCAGCAUGCACACGGCACCACGUUGGUGCAGCUAUACCUUCAGUGGCUCUCCCAGUCUGGGUUUCCUCGAGGACCCUCAUGCGUUUCAUCGAGUCGUAUUGCAUCACUUAACAUUUCCGCCAUGGCAUGGACUGAGGACUGGCGAACUCCCAAUUGCAUUAACUGACCCCACCGAAAAAAAACUUGAACUGUAGUUGUAGAGGUUAUGUGCUACCUUUUUUUAAUACAUUUGAGCUGGAUUCGUUGUAUAUAUCGCCUUAAUAUCCAAAUGGAAACAAGAGUUUCAAGACCCCUCUGUGAAACAUUUGUGACCUCUACUGGGAGCUGGAUCCACAGGUUGGGAAGCACUGGUUUAAUGAAUCUAGGAUUUGUGUGAUGGUGUGUGUGUGUGUGUGUGUGUGUGUGUGUGUGUGUGUGUGUGUGUGUGUGUGUGUGUGUGUGUGUGUGUGUGUGUGUGUGUGUGUGUGUUGGGUUCCUGCAAAUGCCUUCAUCAAUUACUUUCAUUGGAUAGGGGAAAUCACAUGGGUUGAUCUGUCAUUUUUCUAAUAUUUGAGAACAAACGACAAAUCAGUGAGAUCAUAGAUGGUUAAAUAUGUUUGUUCAUUCAAUACCAGGUGUGGCCAUGUGCACACACACACACACACACACACACACACACACACACACACACACACACACACACACACACA
This is a messenger RNA of Gadus chalcogrammus (walleye pollock), 5623 nucleotides long. It is a transcript of the gene cblb, whose product is annotated as Cbl proto-oncogene B, E3 ubiquitin protein ligase. Lineage: Eukaryota; Metazoa; Chordata; Actinopteri; Gadiformes; Gadidae. The transcript is spliced from 20 exons. Gene Ontology annotation, cellular component: membrane raft; plasma membrane. Bases 560 to 3574 code for a protein of 1004 amino acids. Gene Ontology annotation, molecular function: SH3 domain binding; receptor tyrosine kinase binding; calcium ion binding. Gene Ontology annotation, biological process: negative regulation of epidermal growth factor-activated receptor activity; cell surface receptor signaling pathway. The record is from RefSeq and is a predicted model, not a curated record.